Molecule: messenger RNA, 9231 nt
Organism: Closterium sp. NIES-67
Lineage: Eukaryota; Viridiplantae; Streptophyta; Zygnematophyceae; Desmidiales; Closteriaceae
Source: the annotation of a GenBank genome assembly
UUUGCUUCACGUUCUCUCCUCUGCACAGGCGGUAGAGCUGAUAGCAGCUGCUCGUUCGGAAUCGGAACAAUUCAAGGAAGUAUCUCGGAGCCUUGCGGUGGAUUAAUACAUUCCGCGAGGCCGUCUGCGUAUCGCUUUUUGUUGUGUUUCACCGCAGGACAAGAAUUCGUGAUCCGCCAGUGAUGUCGGAGGUCGACUUUUAGUGUGCAGCCUGGCAGGAAUUAUAUGGUUCUGUUUGAUCCUUUGAAGGUUUUUCGACUAACCCUAACGUCGUGAAGAUUCUCUGGACGCCGUGUGUGAAGCAGGACCCAUUCUUUUCUUUUUUCUCCAGAAAUUGUUUUUCGUUUGCCCGUACUGGACUUGCAACGAGAGGAGGCGACGCGUCGAAACGUCAUGACCUCGGGAGGAGGGUUCGCCUUCGUUCGUCUAUACUUCUAAUAUGAGAGCAUUCUACAGUGUCUUCUACACCUUAAACUCACAAGUUCCUUAACUAAAAUCGCGGAGAAAUGGCAGAUUCGUCGCGGGUCCAGUGUUUUCGUUGCGGUGGCUUAGGUCACUUCUCCCGAAACUGCGUUUGGCCCGGAUUUGGCGGCAGGGGGGGUCCUGGCGGCGGCAUACCCCGCAGUCUCCCCCCGUCCGCUCAUGCCGCCGCGGCGGGCGACCGCAACGCGCGCGCCCUCUGCGCCGCGUGCGGUCACUUCGGGCACACGGAGGCCAAGUGCGGACGCGACCUCCCCAUGGGUCCUCCCCCGCCCCACGCCAUGGGCCCCCACUUCCCCCACCCCGACCUCCACCGCCCCUUCGACCCGCAGCCGCCGCUGGGGCGAUUCCCUGGCGGAGCCAUGCCACGUUGGCCGCGAAUCCCGGGAAUUGACGAGGAUCCACGUAGGCUGUACCCUAGGGGCCCUGCUGGUUGGCGCGGGCCUCCGCCUAGGGAUGACACGUGGCGACCCGCGCGACGGGAUAUACCCGGGAGGGGAGACUAUGGUGGAGAUGCGGGGGAGAGGGAUGACAGGCGGGGGCCAGGCUGGUUGGAUGAGGCGGAGAGGGGGUUUCCUAGGUCAAGAAUGGAGGCGGGGGAGAUUCGCGAGGAAGAGGUGGGGGAGCGAGCAGGGAGAGGGGGCGACGAGCGGUGCAAUGGCGGGCAGUUUCCGCCCCGCGGGGGUAGGCUUGCGGGGAUUCCGCCAGGGCCCUUGCCUGGGGCGGAUGGGGGCAGCGGCGGAUUCAGGCAGCCGCGCAGCAGAGGGCGCGGGGACGGGGAUGGCGGAGGCAUGGCGGAAUUCCCAGGCUUGUACGAUCUGAGGCUGGAGCAUGGGCGCGGGGGAGGGUUUCUGCACCCUGGGGGGCUGGCGCAGGGCGCAUGGGCGGAGGAUUUCGUGCCGCCCGGGUGGGGGGACGGGUGGUGCGGGGAAGGCUCUGGCGCGUGGGAUGGAGCCCUGGAUGCGGGAGGGCGCGGGGAAGGACGUGUGGAAGGGCGCGGGGAUAUGCGUGGGGAGUUUUCUGGUAGGCGCACGCUCGAGUCAGGUCCGGAUCAGAGUGCUUGGCGGGGAGGGCGGGAGGGUUAUUUGGCUGCGGAGGGGUCUGGUGAGGGCUGGUCGCGGCUCAGGAGGGGCGAGAUGGAGCUGGAAGGGAGAGAGAUGCGGGAAGGACGAGAUUAUAACGGGUAUGAAGAGAGGGAGGGUGUAGAGGGAGAACGAAGCAGGGUAUGGCGGAGGAGGGGGGUGGAGGGGGAGAGAGAGGAGGGGGAGAAGGGUGAGGUGCGUGACAGUAGCGAAGGGAUGGAUGAAGGGGAAGUGAGAGCGGAUGAGAGGGAGGAGGGGGAGGAUGUGGAGGAGGGAUGCAUAGAGGAACGGGAGAGACCUAUGUCUGUGUCGCCUAGGAAACGGGAUUCGAAAAGUCCCAUAGGUGGUGCACUUGGUUUGAGUGAGCGUGGUAGCGAGGUGAAGAGGGAGAGAGAAAAGAGUAGAGGAAAGGCGAGGGAGAGUGAGAGGAGGACUAAAGAGAAGGACAAAGAGAAGGAGAGGGAGAGGGAGAAGGAGAAGGAGAGAGAGAGGGUGAAGGAGAAAGAGAGAGCCAAGGAGCGUGAGAAGGCGAAAGAGCGUGAGAAGGAGGGCGGAAAAGGCAAAGCGAGAGAAGGCAGUGUGAGAGAAUCUAGUAAAGCGAGAGCCGGAUCGGAUGGAGAGAAGAGGGGGCGGGCAGAGACAAGCAGCAAGGCAGAUGCCGAAAGACCCGUGCAAGUGAAAUCGAAGGGACCGAAGGAAGGGGCAGAAGGACCAGCGAGGGCGGAUGGGGCAGUGACGGAACCUGCAGUAACAGCUUCUGCUGACACACUUGAGCAUGGAGCGUUGUUGAAGCAGAACGUGGGUGAGCGGGAGGCAGGCAGUGUGAAGGCGGUUAAGGCAGGUUCCUCUGGUGUAGGCAGCUCUAGCUCUAAACCUGGCCCUGACCCCGAAGCUAGGUUGCAGAGUCGUGAGAGACACGCGGGGGCUAGUAAGCUAAACGAGCGGACGCAGAAGGGGAUCUCGGCUUCUGAGUCACUGGUUGCCCCCAGCGAGCUCAGAGGCGAUUCUCCUAGGAAGAAAGGCCCCAAGGCUGACAGUGCAACAGCUAGAGGAGAGGUUGUUAGGGAGAAGGUUGCUAGUGAGGAUGUCUGUAGAGAGAAGGUUGCUAGUGAGCCAGUGACAGCAGAGGCAUCAAAGCUACCUGUAAGAUCACCAGUUGAUGGUUCAGCUCAGCCGUCUCUCAGGCUUGACUCGGCUAGCGGUGCUUCCAAGCCUGCUUCCGAGCCUGUUCCCGAGCCUGCUGCCGAGCCUGCUCCCCUGCCUGCUACAGAACCCCCUGCCAUGCCAGCUGCCACAGUUUGCGAACCUGGCAGUGCCUUUGAGCUUGCCACCGUUCCCGCGGCCUCAGUUUCCAAACCUGAUGGCGGGCCUCCCGAGCCUGAUGCCGCCGAGCCUUCGCUUGAGGUUGGGGCUCCGUCGCAGUUCUGGCCUUCGUUCUCCCGGCCGUUCGGAGGGUUUGGAGAAGUGGGCGGGACGGAUGGGCCGUGGUGGCCUCCCAAUGCUGGCAGGGAGCAGGGCGACCCUGCUGCUGGUAGAGAGCAGGGGGAGGGUAAUGCCAUUACAGACGGGGGAGAGGGUAUUUCUGGUGGAGAACAGGGAGAGGGUAAUGUGGCUGGAGGAGGGAGAGAGGGUGAUGGCGCUGGUAGAGAUCUGGGCGAGCCUGCUGCUGCUAAAGAAGGGCGGAAGAGUAUCGCUGCUCGAGCGGAAGAGGAUGAAGGAGGGCCUAUUGCUGGAAGAGAACGGGGAGAGGGGAGCAUGGGUGGGGGCCAGGGGGGCCAGGGGGGCCAGGGGGGCCAGCGGAGUGAGGGGGACCAAGUGGAGAGUGAGCAGGCUGCAACGGGCAUUGUGGCACAAGCAGAGGAGGGCAUAACAGGGGUGAAGGAGAGAAGGGCACAGGGUGACACGUGUAGAGCUCUGAUUGGAGAUGAUUGUCGGGGGCAAGCUGCCCAACCGGAGGUGAUAGGUGCAGGGGUGGAGGAGGAGCAGCCUCGGGUUUGCGGGGCUGCUACUGCUGCCACUACGGCUGCCACGACUGCCGCCAUUGCUACUGCGACUGAAACUGCUACUGCUGCUGAAGCUGCAAGUGGAGGCAAGAAGGAAUGUAGGGAGGACCAGAAGCGUGGUGUUGAGGGCCCAGAUGCUGCUGCUGUUGCUGCCGCUGCUAAGGGUGCCACCACUGCUGCUAAUGGUGCUGCUGAGGUGGCAGGCGCUGGGGUGACAGUUGCUGUGGUGGCAGAUGCUGAAGUGGCAGGCGAUGAGGUGGCCUCGGCUGAGGCAACGACGGCCGAGGCAACGACUGCUGAGGUGGCAGGCGGGGGAGGGCAGAGUGUGGAUGAGAGGGUGGAGUGGUUGAUGCGGGGCGUGGUGCUGUUGCUGAGUGCAGCAGCGACUCGGGUUGAGGAGCAGCUGGAGAAGGAGCUGGGGAUUCUGCCUGAGACCGGCGCCCCACUUGCGAUUGCUGGUAUUUCCACUCAAGCGUAUGGCGAGCUUCCCAGUCCCGCAGCAGCAGCAGCAGCAGCAGGCAAUAAGGCAGAACUAUGGGCAUUGGAAGGGGCCGCUGCAGCUGCAGUGGCUGUAGGGGGAGAUGCUAACAGGGCAGGUGUAGAUGACCAGACUCCUGCUGCUGCUGAAGCAACUGGUAAGAUUGAUGCUGCUGCUGGCACUGCUGCUGCUGCUGCUGCUGCUGCUGCUGCUGCUGCUGCUGUUGGUGUCACUACAGGCGAUGCUGCUGCUGAUGUGACUCCUGCUGCAGAUGGUUCUGCUAGAGCAUCACUGAGGGAUGUAGCUGCUACAGGGAGUGGGUUAAGCAACAGAUGUGAGAUGGAGAAGGAGAGGGCAGGUGCUAUUGGUACGGCUGACACAGCAGCAGGUCUGCCAGCAGCAGCAGCAGCAGCAGGGGGGGAGCGAGCAGCUGCUCUAGGAUUUGCGGAUGUUCCUCCGGACUCGUCUCUAGGUGCUGCUGCUGCUUUUCCUGCUGCUGCUGGAGUUGCUGGCCCUGUGCUUGCUGCUGCUGCGGCUGCUACGGCUGCUGCGGCUACAACGGUGGCUGCUGAAGCUGGUGCUGGCGUUGAUGCUUUGGGGGCUGUAGCUCUUGAUAGGUCAGCGGAGGAACAGAGGUGGACUGCCUCGUGGCUCAAAGGAUGCGACUGGGUCCGAUUUUCUGAUAGCCAGACGCUUGGUAAGCAAAUAGAUGGUACGAGGAAGCUUCCAGUAGGGUUAGGGUUAGGGUUAGGGUUAGGGUUAGGGUUAGGGGUAGGGUUUGGACACAGGGGUUUGCAGGGGCUUUGCUUGGGUGAGUGGCCGAGGGAGAAAGCCCGUGAUCCUAGAAUUCAUUCGAGUCAGGGUGAUCCUAACGAGAGCUUUAGUACUAUGACUGUACCAGCUUGGGCUUAUAGUGAGGCUGUGGCAGCAGCUGGCAGGGAAGGGCCUGGGCCUGGACUGAUUGGAGGGAUAGGGUUUGGAGCAGUGCAGGGAAGAACGCAGGGGAUGCAGCAGCAGCAGCAGCAGCAGCAGCAACAGCAACAGCAACAGCAGGAAGAGGAAGGGUUGAAGGCAGUAAAAGCAGCUUCGUCGAUGGAUUCAGGGUUUAAGUCCCCGUCUUGUAGUCCUUUGUCUCAGGCGUCCACUAGGCGAGGCUCGUCCGUCUCUCUGCAAGCACUGGGCUCCUCCGUUUCGCUGCAGGGGGGUAGGGAGCCUAGUGAACCAGGGAGUGAUUUGGUGGCUGCAGCAGCGGCACUGGUGCAGCGCAAUGCGCUCCUAGUGCAGCAGUUUGGCUUGGCCAUACUGGGAGAAGGAGAGGUUGAAACCGGACCUGAGAACGAGCCUGAUGCCGAACCUGAGGCUGAAGGUUUUGUUAGGCUCGAACCUAGGGUCGUGCCUGGAGCUUCCAUUUUGGUUGGAGGUUCAGUACCGGAUUUAGCUCCUGCGGGUGAGAACGUUGAGGAGAAGGCAGAGAGGGGAGGUCAGGGAAUGGUCGCUGCAGCUGUUGGGGCUAGUGCGGUGGAGAGCGGUGAACUGGGACAAGGAAAGGCGCCAGAAGUGGGGGCCAAAACAGGGGCUGUUGCUGGCGUCAUACCAGAAAGAAUUGGGGGAGGAGGAGAUGCGCAUGGAGAGGCGUAUGGCGUGCACAAACGGGAAGAGGAGGGCGGAGCAAGGGUGGGUAAAGGCGGUGUUGACUUUGGUCACAUUUUCAACCUGUUAACGGCCCAGUUGGAGAAGCAAAUGUACACUGUACAGGAUGAUUCGUUAUACGAAAGGGGGUCAGGACAGGAAGGAACGUGCCUGGAGGAAGGUGGGGGGCAGGGUGGGGAGGGAAGAAGGGGCAGCUCUGUUGUGGCACUGGGGUUUGUUCCUUUCGCCCUGAGCGUUUCGCCCUUGGCUGAGGGGAGUGGAGAAGAGGAGAAGGAGAGUAUGGGCGAGAGUAGUGACGGUGAGUCCAUCCGGUCUGACCAGGCUGCUUCGAGGAUGGUUGAGGAGAAUGUAGGAGAUGCUAGAGGGGGCAAGGAGGCCCAAGCAGAGUCAAGACAGGGAGAGGCGCGGGUUGAGAUGCAGGUUGGUGGAGUUGAUAGUAAAGCGCAUCUUGACAGGACGGCUGGUGGGUAUGAGCUUGGUGGUGGUGGGCAUGAGCUUGGUGGUGGUGGGUAUGAGCUUGGUGCUGGUGGCCCUGACAUAGAGGCGCGGAAUCCUAUGGAGAUUGAUAGUGAAGCGGUGAGAGAACCUGAGUCUAGGAAAGAGCCUGCCAGAGCCAGUGGUGUCAGGAGCAGGGAGGGUGGCGAAGGGGAGAGGCAGGUGCGUGGGGGACUGGAGGAUGGAAUGGUGCUUGCUGAAAGGGAUGCUGGGGCGGUGCUUGGGGUAGGGGAACAUGGCGAGGAGAGGGAUGCUGGUGGAGAUGGGAUACAGGAGGACGGCACGCGUAAGGAGGAGGAAGGGCAGGGGAAGGACGGGGCAGAGAAGAAGAGAGGGGAGGAAGGAAUGGGGGUUGAAGGACCAGGGGAGGAGGAGAUCGCUGGUGGAGUGAAGGAGGGAGUGGGGGAGAUACAAGCAAGAGAGGAGAGCGAGGGGAAAUGGGCAGGUGGGGGAUCAGUAGAUCGUCAGGCCUCUGGUCGAUCGGUUGAAGGGCAGCUGACAGCUGCUGCACUUCCAGGUGUUGCACUGACAGCUGCUGCGCUUCCAGGUGUUGCGCUGACAGCUGCUGCGCUUCCAGGUGUUGCGCUGACAGCUGCUGCGCUUCCAGGUGUUGCGCUGACAGCUGCUGCGCUUCCAGGUGUUGCGCUGACAGCUGCUGCGCUUCCAGGUGUUGCACUGACAGCUGCUGCGCUUACCGCGCUGCCAGCAGCGGAUUCACUGCAUGCUCCGGCUGAUGCUGACAUAUCUGCUCCUGUUGAGCCUCGCCCCAAAGAGAGCAGUGAAGAUCGUUCGGCUCAGAUUGCAUUGCAGCAAGAAAAGGGAGUUGAGGUUGCUGCUGCUGCUGCUGCAGGGGCAGCAGCAUGUGUGGAAAUAGCCUUUCCUGAAGCUGUAGCGGCUGAGGCUGUAGCGGCUGAGGCUGUAGCGGCUGAGGCUGUAGCAGCUGAAGAUGUAGCUGCAAAGGCUGCAUGUGCUGAAGCUAUAUCUGCUGAGCCUGUAGCUGAUGAUGCUGUGAGUGGUCCGGCAGAGGGAACCGCAGAGGCUGGUGGAAAUCAGCAGCAGGAAGGAGAUGUGCCUGGGAGCGGGGAUGUCAUGGCGGCGGGGAUCAGGGAUCAGCUAAUAGCGGGUACAGAAGCUGGAAAGGAGGAGAAGGAGGCACGUUUGGAGUGUGCUGUCUCUCCUUCCCAUGUGCCGCAGCAGCUGCAGCAGCGGAAACAGGAGGAACAGGAGGAGGAAACAGGGGACGGGAAGGAGAAGCAGCGGCAGCAGCAGCAGCAGCGGUGGUUGCAGGUCCCGCCCAAUCUGUUUUGGAAUCGCAAUGCAGCCAAGGCAGGCCCUGUACUAAGAUCCUUAUUCCCGGGCAUAUUCACCACCGACGGGCACCUGCCAAGGCAGCAUUUCCUCAAGGGGACGUGGUACUACCGGGAUGGCAUGGGCAAGGAGCAGGGGGGGGUGUCUUUCACCCGCCUGCAGUGGAUGGUCAGCGCAGGGCUACUGGUGGAAGGCACGAGUGUGUGCCGGAAAGAGGAUAAUCUUUGGCUUCCUGUAGUCAGGCUCGCUCUGCUCACCCCCUACUUGCAUCAGCUGGGGGAUCCGGAGUUUGUGUUCGCACUAGGGCUGAGAUUAGGGUUAGGAUUAGGGCUGGGUGUGGCCCCGCCGGUUCCUAUGGCGCGGGACGGAUACCCUCUGGUGGUUCCGGGCUUGGAGGGAAAGGAGGAGGGGGUUGUACUGCGAGGGCCGAUGUUUGCUGCUGCUGGGGGGCGGGAAGGGGUGGUGGAGGAGGAGGAUUGGGACCCCAGGUUGGAGCAAUGGGUAAAGGCGGAAGGAGAGACUCAAGGGCGGAUUUUGGGGCAGAAGGAGAGAAGGAAGGGGAUAGAGAUUGAGUUGGGUUGGGAGGGCAACCUCGAGGCAGGCGGCAGUAGGGAGAUGGUUUUAGUGGGGAGUGCAGGAGGGGAGGUGAGAGUGGGCGAUGGGGGUUUGGGCGAUGGGCUUGCGAUUUUGGUGCAGGCUGGUUUGCAGUCUGCUGCGUUAAGGGCCACACCAGAACCAGAUGUUCUACCUCCUGGGAGUGAUUCAACCAAGGUAGGUGUGAGCCCACUUGAACCCCAUUUGGCUGCGGGAGAGGCAGAGGAACUGGGGGAGGGGCGGAGAGAGGAUGCUGCCAAUGGUGGGUCAGCGGAUCCUCAGGGAGUGGCUGCACCGACCAUGGAGGGCAAAAUGGGGGCGGAACCUGGUAAGCUGGAGAUGGCUGGGCUUCGUGUGGGGGUCGCAGGGGUAACGCAAGCUGUUGGGCUGCAAGGGACAGAGGAGGCCGAGGCGGAGGAGGAUACAGAUGCCGUGGGAGAGGUGCCUGGGGGAGGGGCGCUUGAAGGGAGGGGUUUUGCUGCCAGGGCUUUUGCAGCAGCAGUGGCGCCAGCAGUGGCCGCAGCAGCAGUGUCUACCCCUGGCGCUCUAGCCACUGCUGCGGCUGCCCCUGGCAGAGCCAUGCAGGUGGGAGAUGCAGCAGCAGCAGGGGCAUUCUCAGGGUGUUUGGCAGAUGCGGGGCAGGAGAAGGACUUUGUGGAAAUGCCUUUCAGCCGCUACUCCCGCCGCAGAACUCUGGGCUUCAAUGCCCAUGUCCAUGCGACUGCCUCUCAUGUGAUCUCCAUGGCCUCGGUUUCUGCACCCGCAACUGGGCUUGACGCCUCUUGGCCGUUUGGUGCGGCUGGUGACAAGUUCUCAGGUGCUGGUGCCACUGCUCCCUCGGGUACUGUUUCGGCAGUGGAGGGGGGCGUAGGGGCUGGUGCCAAGGCGGAGGAGGGGGAGGAUGUGACUGAAAAGGAAGUGAUUACGCUCCUCUCCUCAGGCCUCGUUAGUGCAGAGCAGGCUGUAGCCCCCUUAGUGGGAAUCCUGCUGCUGCUGGUAGUGACCAGCAGCCUACAGAUGGUAGUAUAGGUGGGGAGCUGUGCCUGGGCUAUAGCAGCGUGGGGGGGCAGUGUGGGGAAGGUAAGGGUACCAGUUCCCAUGAGGGUUUAGGGGGCCACUCUAUCCACCCUUGCCAUCAACU